CCCAGAGCGCGGAGCGCGCAGCGCGGGCAGGAGGGAGGGAGGGAGGGCGGGCGAGGGGAGAGGACUGAACACCGGGGACUGGACAGGCCGGGCGGAGGGGCGGCGGCGAAAGGCAGAGCGCCGCGAUCUCUGUCGGGAAGCGCAAGCUCCCCGGGCCCCGCGGGGCCGCGCAGGGGGCGUUCUCAAUCCCGCGUCCGCUCCCUCUUUCCAUCCCCUGCUGUCCGCAGGCCACCCCGGGGCCCGGUUAUCCGCGCGCGCGUACCCGGGCUCGGGCCCGUCUCCGACCCUCGAGGGAGCCGCUGCCCUCACCGAGACCUCUGCAGCGGCCGCACCAGAGGCCGCCCGGGCAGGACCCCGGCGUGAGAAUCGAGCGCCCCCCAAGGAGUGCACGACCCCCGGAGCCGCCCUCAACACGGACCGCGCCCGCCGGGCACACAAGAAUGGUCACUCAGAUACUCGGGGCUAUGGAGUCUCAGGUGGCGGGGGGCCCAGCCGGCCCGGCCCUGCCCAACGGGCCACUCCUUGGGACAAACGGAGCCACUGAUGACAGCAAGACCAACCUCAUUGUCAACUACCUGCCCCAGAACAUGACCCAGGAUGAGUUCAAGAGCCUCUUCGGCAGCAUUGGCGACAUUGAGUCCUGCAAGUUGGUUCGGGACAAAAUCACAGGGCAGAGCCUCGGCUACGGGUUUGUGAACUACUCUGACCCCAACGAUGCAGACAAAGCCAUCAACACCCUCAACGGCCUCAAACUGCAGACGAAGACCAUCAAGGUGUCCUACGCCAGACCCAGCUCUGCCUCCAUCCGGGAUGCAAACCUGUACGUCAGCGGGCUCCCCAAGACCAUGAGCCAGAAAGAAAUGGAGCAGCUCUUCUCCCAGUACGGCCGCAUCAUCACUUCUCGCAUCCUGGUGGACCAGGUCACAGGUGUCUCUCGGGGUGUGGGAUUCAUCCGCUUUGACAAAAGGAUUGAGGCCGAGGAGGCCAUCAAAGGACUGAACGGGCAGAAGCCGCUGGGCGCGGCCGAGCCCAUCACGGUCAAGUUUGCCAACAACCCAAGUCAGAAGACCGGGCAGGCCCUGCUCACUCAUCUCUACCAGUCCUCAGCCCGGCGCUACGCAGGCCCCCUGCACCAUCAGACACAGCGCUUCCGGCUCGACAAUUUGCUCAACAUGGCCUACGGAGUCAAGAGUCCCCUGUCGCUCAUCGCCAGGUUCUCACCCAUCGCCAUCGACGGCAUGAGUGGCCUCGCGGGUGUGGGCCUGUCCGGGGGUGCGGCGGGCGCCGGCUGGUGCAUCUUCGUGUACAACCUGUCUCCGGAGGCGGAUGAGAGCGUGCUAUGGCAGCUAUUCGGGCCCUUCGGGGCAGUCACCAACGUCAAGGUCAUCCGCGACUUCACCACCAACAAGUGCAAGGGCUUCGGCUUUGUCACCAUGACCAACUAUGAUGAGGCGGCCAUGGCCAUCGCCAGCCUCAAUGGCUACCGUCUGGGUGAGCGCGUGCUGCAGGUGUCCUUCAAGACCAGCAAACAGCACAAGGCCUGAGCCACCGCCGCCCUCCCCACCCUCCCCGGGCAGCAGAGACAGAGAAAGAGAGAGAGAGAGAGAGAGAGAGAGAGAGAGAGGGGCCCGAGAGAGACAGCGCAGGCAGACCACGGACGGCAGGAGGGCCUCGCGUCCCUGCAGAAGCCACAGGGUGAGCAAUUGGUGGGAAGGUCUGCAGGGAAUGGGGGGGUGCCUGGGGGUCCCCCACCCUGUCCUCCUGCCCCCCUUUCCCCAGGCUGGGCUGUUCACUCUCUCGUCUUGGUUUUGUUCAUGGCGAAGGUUUUUGUUUCCUUUUUCGGCUAAAGUGAAAGCAGAGAUGUGCCCCCAGCCCACCCUCAACCACCCUCCAUGGAUGGCUUGGGGGGGCACUGGGGGUGCCCUCCCAGGCCCCCAGGCCCAGGUCUCCCCAACACCUAGGUGAGCCUGAGAAGGGGGAACAGGUUUAAAAAUCCCCAAAAAAGUGAAAUAUAGAGGGGUGUGGGCAUCCCUGGCCCAGAGGCCCCUCAGUGGAAUGAGGAGCAGGGGGAGGGGCUGGAAACAGAAACAAAAUGAAAAAAAAAGGGGGGGGUGGGAGGGGAAGAAAACUCUAUUUUUGUAAAAAGGGAAAAAAGACCUCGUGGAGAAUUUUUACUGGGGAUUCUUGAACUUGAAAAAAAAAAAAAACCACAAAAAAAGAUAAAAAAAAAAAAAAGAAAAUAUUUUGGCAGGUUAUGUUUACCACCUGGGGCAGGGACAGGGAGCAGGACUUAGGGGCUGAGGGUCCACAGGGCCAGAGAAACACAGCCACGCAAAGACACGCAGGGGCACGCCCACACACACACCCCCUUCCCCAGGGACACACAACAGCACAGACGGACCCAGAGAUAUGCCUCAGGAACUCCUUGGCCCAACUCACACAUGCAGACAAACACGUGGAUAAACACAGAAGACCAGAGAGCCUGGGGCUACAUGAAUGUGGCCACAGUGAACGUGGACAUGGGCAAAUGUGGCUGGGGAUAGAGGUGGCCACGUGCACAUGUGGACCUGGGAACGUUUUCGCACGUGGCCAUGUGAAAGUCGGACAGAUGCAUUUGGACACACAUCUAGACACCCAGUCACACAAUCACAACACCCAGGGACACACAGACAUGCCCAUAGCAUCCCUCAGGCCCAGGCGAGAGGUCACAGCCCAGAUCCCAGCCCAGUCCAUAGCCCAUUUUGUCCCGCAAGGGCCCCUUCUCCUGGCGCUCAGCCCCACUCACCCCUGCCCCAGGUUCUCUGCAGAGCUCUCUCCUGGCUCCUCAGUGGUCCCUGCCACCCACAAACACAGGCAUUCACACACAGCGUCCAUGCAUCCAGACACACGAUACCUCGUUCCCCUUUCGGCGUCAUGGUGGGCUGGACGCAGCCCCCCCAAUACUUGAGGCCAAAGGACCCACCCCCUCACCCCACCCCUGGGGCUGAGCCUCCCUGGGCCAAGGCUCUGGCCCAUGAAGCCAAGGGGGAGGCCCAGCCUGGGCCUCCCGGCUCCAGGGGCUCCCCAGCAGCAAGCACCCACCACUCCCUGCCAGGCCCAGGGUGGACGGGCCCAGGGGCCCAGCCCCACGUUCCCUUCCCAUCCACUCGUCACCCCCUUUGAGUUUGUUGGGUUUUUCUGUCUUUCCAGAUUGGUGAGGGCAGUGGAUACAGCCCCCAUCCUGAGCCCUGGUCUUGGCUUUUGUUUGGACUUUCCAUCCCCCUAGUUUUCAUCCUUUGUUUUAAGGAAAAAAAAAAAAAAAAAAAAAAGUCCAACAGAAGCCAAAGGCCGGAGCCACCUGGAGCCCUCGCAGCCCCCCACCCCCUGAAGUGGGCCCAGUCAGAACCAAGAAUUGCAAACCCCGAUUUCAGCCUCAGUUGCCCUUCCUCCAGUGUCCCUGCGUUUGGUGUCUGGCCAUGGCCCCAUCUGGCUGCCCAGCUCUCUCUCCCCCACCCCUCCCGGUGUUGUUAUUAAACGUCUGUGGAGCUUCUGCUGCAAGGAACAAAAAGAAAAAAAAAAAAUCAAAAAAGCGACAAAAAAAAAAAAAAUACAGAAGAGAAAAAAAGCGACAAAAAAAGGAAGAGGAAAAAAAAACCACACACAGAAGAGAUUAAAAAAAAAAAAAAAAAAAAAAAGACAUAAACUGGCACCAGUUAACUUUCUUGUACUUUUUUGCCGAAUUGAGCUUCUUGUAGUUUUAACUUAUUGCUAUGUUAACUAUUUAUCCUCCUUGUUGCCCUGUAAGGACAUUUGUGUAUAUUUCUGUUCCUUCAUCCAGUUUGCAAGUUUAAAGGAACCACGAUGUUCUCUUUGUUUCUUUAAGUUUUGCCGAGACGUGGUUAUGCCUAAUUUAUUUAUAAAAGGGGAAGUGGAAUCAUUAAAGUAAUAAUAAUUAUUAAUAACAGUAAUGGUAGCCGAGCGGCGCCCGGGGGGAACCUGUGUUCUGCGGGGUGGUCCCCGCAGCCAGCGACGUCCGGGGUCUUAAUGGGAUUAUUUUUGCUCGUCUUGAGAUUUUUUCAGUCCUAUUUAGCUGGUGAAACCCUAGCUUGUUCUUGAUACACGAACCUAUUUAUUCUUGUGGUUUUUAAGUCCUCCCCAACCUCCCCGCUCCCCUCCAGCAGGGCAGGCCCCCCCAGCGGGUCCACCCCUCUCCCUCUGUUUUCUUGGGGCUUCUCCCCUCUGCCCUCCGCGCGCAGGGACACGUGUCCACACGUGGGCAGCGUGGCGGAGGCAUCUGUGAGCAAUAAGGUCUGGGUUUGUCCCCCACCCUGGGGGGGGACCGGGCUCUGGAGAGGGGGCACCUCCCCACACCCCCUCACUGAGGCCUGGGCCCCUGCCACCCCCCAAGACUGGGAGGGGACUUCUUUUUUCUAAAACACAGAACUCAGCCCAGCCAGCCAGGCCCCCUCCCCGCAGGCCAGCCCUUCACCCCAGGGGAGGGGGCCUGGGGUCUUCCACACCCAUGGGGGUCGGGGGCAGGGCCUGUGGGGAAGGGGCUCAGCCCCUCCAGCCCUCCCUUCAUCUUAUUUAUUCGGAUGGUUUCAAAUCACGACAGAGUCCAUGUUGGAGGUGAUAAAGAACUGUUAAAAAAAAAAAAAAAAAAAAAGACAAAAAAAACAAAACCCAAAA
This is a messenger RNA of Sus scrofa (pig), 4668 nucleotides long. It is a transcript of the gene ELAVL3, whose product is annotated as ELAV like RNA binding protein 3. NCBI's taxonomy places the organism in Eukaryota, Metazoa, Chordata, Mammalia, Artiodactyla, Suidae. Gene Ontology annotation, cellular component: ribonucleoprotein complex. Gene Ontology annotation, molecular function: RNA binding. The record is from RefSeq and is a predicted model, not a curated record.